Messenger RNA from Malus domestica (apple), 543 nucleotides. Its product is annotated as protein AGENET DOMAIN (AGD)-CONTAINING P1-like. Lineage: Eukaryota; Viridiplantae; Streptophyta; Magnoliopsida; Rosales; Rosaceae. The record is from RefSeq and is a predicted model, not a curated record.
AUGGAUUUAACCCCAACACGAAAGGAUUUCCAAAAAGGUGAUCGAGUGGAAGUGAGCAGCAGAGAUUAUGGGUUUAUUGGCGCGUAUUAUGAAGCAACUGUAGUUGAAGACUUGGGGGGCAAGUAUAAGGUGGAGUACUUGAGUUUGGUGGAUGAGAAGGACGAGUCCCGACAACUCCAAGGGGAUGUUGACGCAGAUGAGCUCCGCCCUCUGCCACCUUCACCUUCAGAGCAAGAGAAAAUGAAAAGCACCAUAACUGAGGUUAAAAAGGAGGGAGAGAAGGAGAUUUACUCCGUUUACUUGGAAACUACGGCGGACCUCUGUGAUUACUCUAAGGAACAAUUGAGGUUUCAUAAGGACUGGAUCGACGGAGCGUGGGUUGAUUGCAACGACAAGAAACAAAAGCAGGUGGGUUGCAAGAAGAGAGUGUGGAUUGAUGACAAUGUUGAAGACAGGUACAAGAAAGUGCGCAUCGAUGGAAAGUUGGUCGAUUGCAAGGAUAAGUUAAGAGUGAGCCCUGUGAUUCCAACGGGAAAGCCUUGA